Lolium perenne is the source of this 2651-nucleotide messenger RNA. RefSeq names its product AP2-like ethylene-responsive transcription factor BBM2. The record is from RefSeq and is a predicted model, not a curated record. Gene Ontology annotation, biological process: regulation of DNA-templated transcription. Lineage: Eukaryota; Viridiplantae; Streptophyta; Magnoliopsida; Poales; Poaceae. Gene Ontology annotation, molecular function: DNA-binding transcription factor activity; DNA binding.
UCUCUUGGCUCUUGACCUCUCCAGCUCUUCCCCUAGCCUUGAACUGCGCACCGGAAUGGCUUCUUGAUCUGCUCCUCUAUUAUCCAGCCUAUCUAACAGCAACCUUAAGUAGAGACCGGCUAAUCACUUCCUUAUCUAUCUUUAGCUAGCUAAUCAUCCGUCGACCAUGGCCGCUGUGAACAACUGGCUGGGAUUCUCCCUCUCCCAGCAAGAGCUCCCGCCCUCCGGCGCUGUCUCGGCUGACGUCUCGGGCGCCGACGUCUGCUUCAAUAUCCCCCAAGAUUGGAACAUGAGGGGAUCGGAGCUAUCCGCGCUGGUGUCGUCGGAGCCGAAGCUGGAGGACUUCCUCGGCGGCAUCUCCUACUCCGACCACCACCAUCACCAGCACAAGGCCACGGCCGGCAAUAUGGUCGUCCCCGCAGGUAGCGGCAACCCCAGCGGCGCUAGCUACGCCAACUCCGGCGGCAGUAGCGUCGGCUAUCUGUACCACCCCAGCUCCGCCUCUCUCCAGUUCGCUGACUCCGUAAUGGUGGCCUCAUCCGCCGGCGUCCACCACAACGGCUCUGGCGUGAUGGACAACGCCACAGCCAACAAUAGCAAUGGUGGCGGCAUAGGGCUGUCCAUGAUCAAGAGCUGGUUGCGGAGCCAGCCGGCGCCAGCGCAGCAGAGGGUGGAGAUGGUGGCCGAGGGCGCGCAGGCGGCGGCGCAGGGGCUCUCUCUGUCCAUGAACAUGGCGGCAGGGAUGCCGCAACAUCUCGGCGGAGAGCGAGGCGUGUUGGAGAGCGUGUCCACGUCGACGCAGGGAGGGAUGGCUGCUCGGAAGGAAGACGCCAUCGGUGCCAGCAGCACUGGUUCCGGCGCCGUGGUAUCCGCCGGUGCUGAUAGCACAGGCGGCAGCGGUGGCACAGUGGUGGAGUUACCGGCAGCGAGGAAGUCGGCCGACACGUUUGGGCAGCGGACCUCGAUUUAUCGUGGCGUCACCAGGCAUAGAUGGACCGGGAGAUAUGAGGCUCACUUGUGGGACAACAGCUGCAGAAGAGAAGGGCAAACUCGCAAGGGUCGUCAAGGUGGCUAUGACAAAGAGGAGAAAGCUGCUAGAGCUUAUGAUUUGGCUGCUCUCAAGUAUUGGGGUCCGACGACGACAACAAAUUUUCCUGUGAACAACUAUGAAAAGGAAUUAGAGGAGAUGAAGCACAUGACAAGGCAGGAGUUUGUGGCAUCUCUGCGAAGAAAGAGUAGUGGUUUUUCGAGAGGUGCCUCCAUUUACCGCGGAGUAACCAGACACCACCAACAUGGGAGAUGGCAAGCAAGGAUAGGGAGAGUUGCAGGGAACAAGGAUCUCUACCUAGGAACCUUCAGCACACAGGAGGAGGCAGCCGAGGCGUAUGACAUCGCGGCGAUCAAGUUCCGAGGUCUCAACGCCGUCACCAACUUUGACAUGACACGCUACGACGUCAAGAGCAUUCUGGACAGCAGUGCACUCCCCAUUGGCAGCGCCGCCAAGCGCCUUAAGGACGCAGAGACUGGGGCAGCCACAUCGGCGUCCCUCCAGCAGCAGCACGCCGGUGUGGUGAGCAGCUACGACAUCGGUGCACUUUCUGCUUACGGCGCAGCCUACCACCACCCUUCUGUGGCCGCCGCCUCAGCGUGGCCGACCAUUGCGUUCCAGGCGUCGCCCCUGCAGUCAUCCGGCGGACAGUACAUGUACCACCCCUACGCCGCCCAGGCGCAGCCGCUGCGCGGGUGGUGCAAGCCAGAGCCGGACCACGCGGUGAUUGCGGCCGCGCACAGCUUGCAGGAGCUCCACCACCUUAACCUUGGCGCCGGGGCUGGCGCCCACGACUUCUUCUCGCAGCAUGCCCAGGCGAUGGCGAUGCAGCAGCAUGGUGGCCUCAGCAGCAUUGACAACACCGGCGCCUCGCUUGAGCACAGCACAGGGUCUAACUCCGUCGUCUACAAUGGCACCGUCGAGAGCAAUGGUGGCGGCAGCUACAUGCUGCCAACAGCGACAGCAAGCCACGAGCAGGCAGCACUAGCCCAUGGACGCGUGGCGCAGGCUUAUAACAAUGGUAGCAUGAGAGAUCAAGACGACGGCAAGAUCGCCUACGAGAACUUCCUCCUGGGCACCACCGAGGCCUACGGCGGCGGGAGGAUGACAUCUGCCUGGACUCCGGCCUCGGCCCCACCAGCGACGAGCAGCAGCGACAUGAGCGGUGGCUGCAACGGCGCACAGCUCUUCAGCGUCUGGAACGAUACUAAUUAGGUCAGCUUCAAGGAAAAACUAACAUCACAGAGCACUUAGGGUUCAUGAGAUGGCCAUUAAGCUGUUAUUGUCAUGUUCUAUUACUAUUACUUGGUAGAUUCUAGCUAGUCGGAAGGGGAUACUUGGUUCUUCUGGAGAGGAAGGUGUAAUGGCUUCUGAGAGGGCUACGCAUUGCAUUGCAUGGUUCUUCAAUCAGUUGUGCUGUUAUUGUUUUGGGGUUAAGUUCAGAAGGACAUAUAUGUUGUCUGAUCAAUUGACUAGAGAAUUAGAUGGACUAGUGAUCAAUGGAGCUCAAAAUAUCCUGCUUGUAAAUUUUGAACUUCAGGGUGGAUUAUCAUCGCAUGAUGGUUAUCGAUGGGCGUAUCUUUAUGGCAUGAAAAACUAGCUG